Porites evermanni is the source of this 1290-nucleotide messenger RNA. Lineage: Eukaryota; Metazoa; Cnidaria; Anthozoa; Scleractinia; Poritidae. The record is from the annotation of a GenBank genome assembly.
AUGGCCAAAGAAUAUACCAAAGAACAAUUAAAUUAUUUCAGAAUUUGUUACGUAACAACUGAUGUACUAGCCGACGGCCUGAGAGAAAUUUUUAAAAUAGAAUGGGACAAACUCUACAAAUCAACAAAAGGAGAAUGGAGAGAUGAUCCUCGAAAUGGAUUUGACUUUUACAUUGGAGAGUCACCACGUAACCAAAGAAAAAAUGCUCAUCUUUUGGCCACCAUGAGAAAUGGAAAUAGAGAAGAAUGGGAUUGUACAAUGCUGUUUUACGCUAUCCUUUACUCUGAUUGUGUCGGACCCAGCCUUGCCUCAACAGUCAGAAAAAAUGUGGAUGAUCUAAGAAAUUUUAGAAACACGGAAUUCGCUCACAUCCCUCAAGGACGUCUCUCUGACAUGGAUUUUAAGAAUGCCAUUAGCAAAGUUGAUGUCACAUUCCAAGCUCUUGGUCUGCCUACUGUAAAAAUUCAAGAGAUACAAAAUCAGGCAACGUUUCCAACGAAACAUUUAUUAAACAUCUUGAAAGAGGUUGACAAUGUCAAGAAGGACCUCCAAGAAAAAGAGGAUCAACGCCAGGUCCUUACAGACCAGCUAAGGAAAGAAGUGCCUUCAUUCUGUAUUCUCCCUCCUAAACCUGCACACGACAUUGGGAGUCGCGAUCGCGAGGUAGAAAAAAUAGCCCAACAGCUGAAGCAAUUAAAGAAGGCCAAUUGCAACAGGUUGAGUUAUUCAUACAUCUCAGGAAAUCCUGGGAGUGGCAAAUCCCAGCUAGCUGGUCUCGUGGCUCAAAGAUUUUAUGAGGAAGUGAAAGAAAUGCCAAGCUCUUCUUCAUUUGUAAUGACUAUAAACGCUGCCAGUCUAGAUUCCCUUCUGGAGUCAUAUGCCAACUUCGCUCGUCAAUUAAAGUGCCCGGACUAUUCAGUGAUGCAGACCCUGAGUUACAAGGAGUGGUCCAUUGGGGACAAGAUCUCCCAUCUUAAGAUGCUCAUUGAAGCAAAAAUUAACUAUUACACGUCGUGGCUAAUGAUUGUUGACAAUGUCACUACCCUUUCGUCUGUGCAUGUUCACCUACCACAGUCAGGAAACGAGGCGUGGGCAAGGGGUCAGUUAUUGAUAACGACGCAGGAUACAACGUCAAUCCCCCUAGAAAGCUCUUUAGUUAAUCACGUCUCAGUUAGUAAAGGUAUGGAGCCAGACGAUGCCAGUUGUUUAUUGGCCAAGCUAUCUGGUAUCACCGACGGUGAGCUAGGGGCAGGGGUAGCAAAAAACUGGAUUAUCAGCCUCUUGCCUUAG